Pectinophora gossypiella (pink bollworm) is the source of this 834-nucleotide messenger RNA. RefSeq lists its product as uncharacterized. The record is from RefSeq and is a predicted model, not a curated record. Lineage: Eukaryota; Metazoa; Arthropoda; Insecta; Lepidoptera; Gelechiidae. The transcript has 5 exons. Bases 1 to 774 code for a protein of 257 amino acids.
AUGCCUUACGGGAAGACUCAUAAGCUGCUCUCGGAGCACCUGGAUGAUACAGUGCUUAUCGAGAGUCCGUUCGAAGAAAUCACCAGAGAAGGAACGCAGUGCCGUUCUGUGCUACUAGCUCUAACUAAAAAUAAAUUCGUAGUAGUUGUUAGAAGGAAAGUACAAUCGAAUCCAAAACUAUACUACAACAGAAUAGAAUCUGAGCAUCCUCUUGAGGAAGUCCAUCUGUCUAUCUUUAAAAAAAGUCACAAGCAGAUCCUGAAGGCUUGCUUCCCAGGCAGAAUUGUGAAGUAUUUUGAACUUGGAGCCUUCAAUAAGAGAAAGAUAUUUUGGGACUUGUGGCGCAACCAUGUCAAAGAAUUGAAAAAGGAUUUUAAAAUAUGGCCGUUUACUCUAACUCCGCUAAUCACCUCGAUGUACGAUGACGGUAUUCCAAAUGAUUACGAUGAAACACCAUCAGGGGUCGGUGACAGCAAAGAAGAGGAGGUGCCAAAGUACGAGUUGAAGUGGACCAACAAGAACUUGUAUUUGGGGUCUAAACGGGAGGCGGAAGACAAAAUUCGCCCUCAGCCUAUACCAGGGCUUGGUAGGCCGGAAGAUAUCCAACUGUUCUACCUGAAGCCAGAGUACUUCGGAUGCUGGGACCAGGCAGAGCACUGGGUGCAGUGCGGAGAGAGCACUCUUGAUACUAACCGAGACACCAACGUCUACACAUACACUGGCGAACCUACUUCUAAUAUCACCUAUACUUCUAUAAUCACCACGUGGAAGUAAAAUAAAUCUACAUGGAGCAUAAGAAGAUGAUGAAAAGAAGACGAAGUCAACAUUGUGUGG